GAGGAACGGACGAGCAUCGGCAGGUCAGCCAGAUUGGGAACUAGACUAUUUAAUACGUUGUCUGUCUGUAUAUGUUUAAGUAUCUUCUGUCUCUGUCUCUGUCUCUGUCUUCUGUCUUCUCCUUCUAUCUUCUAUCUUCUGUCUUCUCCUUCUAUCUUCUAUCUUCUCUCUUCUUCUCUUCUAUAUUCUCUUCUCCUCCUCCCAAUGCUGCAGAUCCAGAAAUACACCCCCCCCCUCCUGGUGGCCUCGUACUUCAUCACAUCGGUGUGCAUCUACACGGUGUGCACGGCCAAGCUGCUGCAAGUGUUCUGGUUCAUCUGCCUGUGCACCAACUUCUAUGUCGCGGGCAACUCGGUGAUCGAGGCGUUCAUGGGGAUCGCCCCCCUCCGCGACGCGCGCCAGGCCAGCGCGCGGCUGGAGGCAAAGGAGUGGCAGUUCCCGACGCCGGACGAGCAGCUGCUGCACCUGGACCUGAUCAUCGUGGCGUAUCUGCCAAAUGAGCAGGACAUCAUCCUGGACCGGGUGCGGUACGCGCUGGAGCAGAUCCAGUAUCCGGCGGACAAGCUGAGCAUCAAUGUGCUGUACAACACGCCGCACGCGAUCGAGCCGCUGGAGUCGCAGCUGCAGGGGCUGGCUGAACAGCAUCCGGCGCGGCUGCGGGUGAUGAGCGUGCCCAACUCGAGCUCCAAGGCGGACAACCUCAACUACUUCCUGUCGCGCGGGCUGGCCAAGGACAUCGUCGCCAUCUUCGACUGCGACCACUACCCGCACCCGUACGGCCCGCGCUGGGCGAUGGAGCGGCUCACCACCCGGCCGGGCGUGGACAUUGUGCAGGGCCGCUGUGUGAUCUUCAACGCCGCGCACUCGCUGCAGACCGCCAUGGUGGCCGCCGAGUUCGACAAAAUCUACGCCGUCUCGCACCCGGGCCGCUCGGCGCUGUGGGGGUUUGGCCUGUUCACUGGCUCCAACGGCUUCUGGCGCGCGACGCUGCUGACGGAGCUGCGCAUGGACGACUCCAUGCUGACCGAGGACAUCGACUCGACCCUGCGCGCCCUCUCGCGCGGCGCCUGCAUCGAGCACGACAUGAACGUCGUCUCGUACGAGCUGGCGCCCGUCUCGCUGCACGCCCUCUGGAACCAGCGCCUGCGGUGGGCCCAGGGCUGGGCCCAGGCGAGCCUGCGCCAUCUGCGCCUGGCCUGGACGGGCAAGGAGGUGCAGCGCAGCGGCCGCAUGCGCUUUGGUUUGUUGUCGCUGUUGUUGGUGCGUGAGCUCAGCUACUACCUUAUCACGCAGUAUGUGUGUCUCGUCGCCAGCGUGGUGAUCACGCAGUUCCCCAAGACUGCCCAUGCCUGGGCGGUUCUUAUCUAUUUCCAGUAUCCUGUGUCUCAGUGGCUGUUCAUCAUCAGUGUGUCGUGUCUUCUGGCGACCCUGUGGAUCACCCACCGGGCCAAAUCCGAGUUCAUCGACCCCUGGAUGAUCGUGGUCUUCUCGGUAACGUACCCCGUCUAUCUGGUCAUCACAGCCGUGGUGGGGUUGUAUGGCCACGCACGCCUGGUCAGCCGCUACUCAGCCUGGAACCCGACGGCGAGAGGAUAGAGGGGAAGAUUACCCGAGGAGGAGGACUGGAUGAGAUAGGCUGCGUUCAUUAUGCAGCUUAGAUGCUGAAUUAAGUUUGUGAUCUAUGCAUAGACAUGGUGUGAUCUAUAGAUGCAUCAACAGUAGAGCAUG
Molecule: messenger RNA, 1728 nt
Organism: Penicilliopsis zonata CBS 506.65
Lineage: Eukaryota; Fungi; Ascomycota; Eurotiomycetes; Eurotiales; Aspergillaceae
Exons: 2
Coding region: 205-1596 (463 amino acids)
Source: RefSeq, a predicted model, not a curated record